AAUUAACACCCGAGCACAAACACAGGCGGGUUGACAACGAUCUAAACUCAGUCGUAUCAACAUCGCCGGAUUCAGGUUAUCUUCGUCAUCUUCGUCAAUUUGAUCUCGUUAACUUUCCACACAACCGAAAAACCCUAAAAUAUUCACGAUUUACAUAAAUCAUCAGCAUCUACACAACAUUAUAGAUCUAUAUGCUUAACAUUCAUUUCGAUCUGACUGCAAAUCAUUCUAUUAACACUACGAAUAUCAGGUGACUGAUUGCAGUAAUAUAAUGGAAGAAGAAGAAGAAAAACAAGAACAUGUGGAAGUUACAGGGGGUGAUUCUAAUGUUGAAGUAGGCAGAGGUAGUGGUGUAGGUUUAAGAGUGGAAACAUCUGAUUUAGGAAGUGUUACUACGGUUGACUCGAACACUGCGGAUGAUGCGGGGAAAGUUGAUUCCAAAAGUGGAUAUGUGGAUGAUAGCAUGUUUGAGCAGGUAUCGUUAGAUAUAGAAGAGAUUGUUGGGGAUUUGGAUGAUGUAAAGAACUCAUCUGAUGGAAACGAGGAGAAAUUAGCGUUUUCGGUUAAAGGGAGUCCCGUGGAGUCUGAUUCUUUACCGGUGGUUGUUCAAGAACAGCAUGAUGGUAACGUCUCAAGCCGUGGAUCAGGGGGGCAAUCAUCUACUCUUUCUGAGCAAUCAUCUGCGAGAACUAGUUAUGAUUCCCCGCUGUAUGCAUACGGGAAUGAAGGACACUCCCCGCUUGGUUCACCCCUAAAGCCUAAGCCAAAACCCAUGCCAAAUGUUUCACCAGAGCUUUUGCAUUUGGUGGAUUCUGUCAUCACCGGGAAGCCUGAAAGCAUGGAAAAACUGAAGAAUAUUGUGAGUGGUGUAGAAAGCUUUGGUAAUGGAGAAGAGGCAGAGAGCAUCGCAUUACUGGUGGUUGAUUCACUUCUUGCUACCAUGGGUGGCGUUGAAUCUUUUGAAGAAGACGAGGAUAACAAUCCGCCUAGCGUGAUGUUGAACGCAAGGGCUGCUGUAGUAUCAGGUGAGCUUAUUCCAUGGCUUCCUUGGUUGGGAGAUGGUGUUGGUUUCAUGUCCCCUAGGACACGUAUGGUUCGUGGAUUACUUGCUAUAUUGAGAGCUUGUACAAGAAACAGAGCCAUGUGCUGUUCAGUAGGGUUGUUAGGGGUUCUUUUGCAGUCAGCCGAGAAGAUUUUUCUGAACGAUGCUGAUUCAAGUCAGCAAUUGAAAUGGGAUGGAACUCCUUUGUGUUACUGCAUCGAAUACUUAGCUGGACAUUCGCUUAGUGUAACAGAUUUGAAUAAGUGGUUUUUCACGAUUACAAGAACGAUUAAUACUUCAUGGGCACCUCAUUUAGUGCUUUCUUUAGAGAAGGCUAUGGGCAGCAAAGAAUCAAGGGGUCCAAUGUCUUCAUUUGAAUUUGACGGUGAAAGCUCUGGUUUACUUGGUCCAGGAGAGAGCCGGUGGCCGUUUCAUAACGGUUAUGCAUUUGCAACCUGGAUUUACAUUGAAUCAUUUGCAGACACUUUAAACACUGCUACUGCCGCUGCAGCUAUUGCUGCUGCUGCAGCAGCAAAAUCAGGAAAAUCGUCAGCUGUGUCUGCGGCCGCUGCUGCUAGUGCACUCGCGGGUGAAGGCAUGGCACAUAUGCCUAGACUUUUUAGUUUUUUAUCUGCUGAUAAUCAGGGUAUGGAGGCGUAUUUCCAUGCUCAAUUUUUGGUGGUUGAAAGUGGUAGUGGGAAGGGUAGGAAGGCUUCUUUGCAUUUUACUCAUGCAUUUAAGCCACAAUGUUGGUAUUUUGUUGGUCUUGAGCAUACUUCGAAGCAAGGGUUACUUGGUAAAGCAGAGAGUGAGCUGAGAUUAUACAUUGAUGGAACCUUAUAUGAAAGUCGUCCUUUUGAAUUCCCUCGAAUCUCCAAGCCACUUGCUUUUUGUUGCAUUGGGACAAAUCCACCACCAACAAUGGCGGGUUUGCAGCGGCGGCGCCGCCAGUGCCCUUUGUUUGCUGAGAUGGGACCCGUAUAUAUCUUUAAAGAACCAAUUGGGCCUGAGAGGAUGGCUAAGCUGGCUUCUAGAGGAGGAGAUGCACUUCCUUCAUUUGGUAACGCCGCAGGGUCACCUUGGUUAGCGACAUUUGCUCAUGUGCAAAAUUUUUCAGAAGAAAGUGCGCGUUUAGAUGCAGAAAUUGCAGGAUCUCUUCACCUUCUCUAUCAUCCUAGUCUACUAAGUGGUCGCUUAUGUCCGGAUGCUUCUCCUUCUGGUGCUGCAGGAACACUUAGACGGCCUGCCGAGGUUCUUGGGCAAGUACAUGUAGCUACAAGGAUGAGGCCCGCAGAGGCUUUGUGGGCUUUGGCAUACGGCGGCCCAAUGUCUUUACUUCCAUUUGUGGUAAGCAAGGUUGAUAAUGAUAGCUUGGAACCACAAAAAGGCGAUCUUACUUUGUCACUAGCCACAACAGCCCUUGCUGCCCCAGUAUUUAGGAUUAUAUCACUUGCAAUCCAACAUCCUGGUAACAAUAACGAGCUAUGUCGUACUCGUGGGCCCGAGAUUUUAUCAACAAUUUUAACCUACCUGCUACAAACUUUAUCUUCACUUGAUGUUGCCGAGCAUGGAGUGGCUCAUGAGGAAAUUGUUGCAGCCAUUGUUUCUUUAUGCCAAUCUCAGAAGAAUAAUUAUGCACUUAAAGUGCAACUGUUCAGUACACUGCUGCUGGAUUUGAAAAUUUGGAGCUUCUGCAGCUACGGCUUACAAAAGAAACUUUUAUCGUCUUUGGCAGAUAUGGUGUUUACAGAGUCAUCUGUAAUGCGUGAUGCAAAAGCUAUUCAGACUCUUCUUGAUGGCUGCAGGAGAUGUUAUUGGACCAUUCGUGAAAAAGAUUCAAUGAAUACAUUUUCUUUUAAUGGGCCCACUCGUCCAGUGGGAGAAGUGAAUGCUUUAGUUGAUGAACUUUUAGUGGUUAUUGAACUUCUUGUGGUGGCAGCUCCUCCCUCAAUGGCAGUGGAUGAUAUUCGUUGUUUACUUGGUUUCUUGGUUGAUUCUCCACAACCAAAUCAGGUCGCAAGGGCAUUGCGCCUGCUAUAUCGGUUGGUGGUACAACCAAAUACUUUUAGAGCUCAAACAUUUUCAGAGGCAUUUAUAUCAUGUGGUGGCAUAGAAACACUUCUUGUUCUAUUGCAGCGGGAAGCAAAGGCGGGAGAUUAUGAUAUUCCAGAUCCUUCAUCUGAAAAUGAUGAAGCUGUAACAUCCGCAGGAUCUAAACCCAACGAUGGUGAUCAUCUGGAAAAUAAUAACAGUGAAGAUGUUGCAUCAUUGGAUAAAAAUGAAUUGUCAUCGAAUGAAUCUCAGAGUCGUACUGGUGCCAAUACCAUUGUAAGCAGGACAUCUGUUUCCGAGGGUCAGUUGAAAAAGAUUUUGGGUGGUAUGAGUUUUUCUAUCAGCGCUGAGAAUGCUAGGAACAGUGUAUAUAACGUUGACCAAAGUGAUGGUAUUGUUGUUGCAAUUAUUGGUUUAUUCGGUGCUUUAGUCAACUCUGGUCAACUCAAGUCUGGAUCUCAUGCUUCUCAAGAUCAUGGUCCGCUUGAGGGAGGGGAUAGUAUGUUUGAAGAUAAAGUUUCACUUUUGAGGUAUGCUUUGCAAAAGGCUUUUCAGGCAGCACCAAACAGGCUUAUGACUGGCAACACCUACAUGGCUUUAUUGGCUGCCUCGUUAAAUGCUUCUACAACAGACGAGGGGAUGAAUUUUUAUGACUCAAAAUAUCGGUUUGAGCACUCACAGCUUCUGUUAGUUCUUUUGAGUUCACUUCCAUAUGCUCCAAAGAGCUUUCAGUGUCGAGCACUACAGGAUCUUCUGAUUUUGGCUUGCAGUCAUGCUGAAAAUAGAAGCAGGCUAACUAAGAUGGAGGAAUGGCCUGAAUGGAUAUUGGAAAUCCUUAUUUCUAACUAUGAGACGUGUGGGAAGAACGCGUCAAUGUCUUCAAGCUUCAGAGAUGUUGAAGACCUAAUACACAAUUUUCUCAUUAUUAUGCUCGAGCAUUCGAUGCGUCAGAAGGAUGGAUGGAAGGAUAUUGAAGCUACAAUUCAUUGUGCAGAAUGGCUUUCAAUGGUGGGUGGAUCUAGCACCGGCGAGCAGCGCAAAAGACGUGAAGAAUCAUUACCCAUUUUUAAGAGAAGGCUUUUAUGUGGGUUACUGGAUUUUGCUGCUAGGGAGCUACAGGUUCAGACUCAAGUUAUUGCUGCAGCAGCUGCUGGUGUUGCCGCCUAUGGGUUAUCACCUGAAAGUUCCAAGGCAGAAGCAGAGAAUGCUGCACAACUUUCCGUGGCUUUGGUGGAGAAUGCAAUCGUGGUGUUAAUGCUUGUUGAAGAUCAUUUGCGCCUGCAAAGCAAACUUUUUAGUUUUUCCCUUGUUCAAGCUGGUUCUGAUUCUUCAGUUUCAUCAGUGGUUCGCGUUGGUAACAGCAAAAAUCUCCCCAAAAUCCCAGAACCACUAGAGGCACAGUCUUCAUCUACUGACUCAAGAAGUCUUCCUCUUGAUGUGCUUGCUUCAAUGGCUGACACGAAGGGGCAAAUUUCAGCAGCAGCGAUGGAACGGCUUACAGCUGCUGCAGCAGCUGAACCCUAUGACUCUGUUUCUUGUGCUUUUGUAUCAUAUGGAAGCUGUGCUGUAGAUUUAGCUGAAGGUUGGAAAUACAGAAGUCUAUUAUGGUAUGGUGUUGGUCUUCCUUCAAAAACAUCCGACUUUGGUGGUGGCGGUAGUGGCUGGGCUGCCUGGAAUUCUUCUUUGGAGAAGGAUUCGAAUGGUAACUGGAUCGAACUCCCGUUAAUAAAUAAGUGUGUUGCCAUGCUACAAGCGUUAUUAUUGGAUGAGUCGGGACUUGGUGGUGGUCUUGGUAUUGGUGGUGGUUCUGGUACAGGGAUGGGUGGUAUGGCGGCUCUUUAUCAGUUGUUAGACAGUGAUCAACCGUUUUUAUGCAUGCUUCGAAUGAUUCUUGUUUCUAUGAGGGAAGAAGAUGAUGGUGGAAAUAAUAUGCUUAUGAGGAAUGUUAGUGGUGUUGAUGAUGUGUCGUUUAAAGUAUCUUAUGGACAAGAUGGAAGUGUUCCAUCAUCUUUAGAAAACAGUCCUCGCAUUUCAAUGAGGCAGCCUCGUUCUGCAUUGUUAUGGAGUGUGCUUUCGCCUCUCUUGAACAUGCCAAUUUCUGAGUCCAAGAGACAGAGAGUGUUGGUUGCAUCCGCCGUUCUAUAUUCUGAGGUGUGGCAUGCGGUUAGCUACGACAGAACCCCUCUUAGAAAACAGUAUCUAGAAGCUAUUGUGCCACCGUUCGUUUCUGUUUUAAGAAGAUGGCGGCCGUAUUUAGCUGGAAUUCAUGAGCUUGUUGCUACAGAUGCUCUGAAUCCUCUUGCUGUAGAUGACCCUGCCCUGGCUGGUGAUGCACUGCCUAUAGAGGGUGCUCUUGCUAUGAUCUCACCUGGAUGGGCUGCUGCUUUUGCAUCUCCACCUGCUGCUUUGGCGUUGGCAAUGAUUGCUGCAGGUGCUGGUGGUGGUGAAGCCGCUGCCCCCGCUCUAAAACGUGAUUCUUCUUCAAUCGAUAGAAAACCAAAGCUUCAUUCUUUUGCUAGCUUUCACGAACCAAUAGAUGCGGCAAACAGAUCAUCAUCUGUAAAAGACAAAGCUUCUGCAAAAGCAGCUGCACUGGCUGCUGCUCGUGAUCUUGAACGUACUGCAAAAGUUGGUUCUGGAAGAGGUCUUAGUGCAGUGGCAAUGGCUACAGCUGCACAGAGGCGGAAUAGAAGUGAUAUGAGCCGUGUAAAAAGAUGGAAUGUUUCUGAAGCAAUGGGGACCGCCUGGACAGAAUGUUUGCCGUCAACCGACAAUAAACCGGUUUAUAAGAAAGAUCUUAAUGCUACAUCCUAUAAAUUCAUUGCUGUUCUUGUUGGAAGUUUGGCUUUAGCCCGAAACAUGCAGCGAUCAGAGGUUGAUAGACGUGCACAAGUUGAUUCCAUUGCUCGACAUCGUGCAUGCACUGGCAUACGUGCCUGGCGCAAACUCAUCCGUUACUUGAUUGAGACAAAAUGUUUAUUUGGACCAAUCAGAGAAAAUCUUUACAAUCCUAAACGAAUUUUUUGGAAACUUGAUCAUAUGGAAAGUUCUACAAGGAUGAGGAGAUGUUUAAGAAGGAACUUUGAGGGCUCAGAUCAUUUUGGUGCUGCUGCAAAUUAUGAAGAUCCCGUGGACGCCAAGCAUGGUAACGAGAAUGUGGCUAGCCCUUCUAAGGCUUCUAAUUUGCCUAAGGAAGCUAUUUCAAUGGAAUUAGUAAACGAGGAUGACGAGCAAGAUGAUAUGGUUAACAUUGAGAGGAAGAAGGAUGAUAUGGAGCAGAUAGAUGACGAUACUCAAACGAGGUUAUCUGGGACUGCAGAACAGCCGGUGCGAGUGUCGGAAUCUACCAAAUCUCAUGCUGGGAAUGAUGAAGAUUUUGUAAGUGCAUCCGCGGUGGGCCCCGGUUAUAUUCCCAGUGAAGAUGAUGAAAGAGUUAUUCUUGAGCUCUCUGCAUCAAUGGUCCGACCAUUAAAAGUUUGGCAAGGAACAUUUCAGAUUACGACAAGAAAAAUCAAUUUUCUUCUUAGUAAAUCAGAAGGCAAUACGCCAGAGGAUGGAUUGGAUCAUAGAACCGAAAGCAAAGUUGAAGAUAAGGACCGGAGUUGGUUAAUAUCUUCUCUUCAUCAAGUAUAUAGCAGGAGAUAUCUCCUAAGAAGAAGUGCUCUGGAAUUGUUUAUGGUUGACCGAUCAAACUUCUUUUUUGACUUUGGGACUACUGAGGGAAGGAGGAGUGUAUACAAAGCCAUUGUUCAAGCACGCCCUUCUCAUUUGAACAAUAUUUACUUGGCAACUCAGAGACCAGAACAACUGCUCAAAAGGACUCAACUUAUGGAACGCUGGGCUCGCUGGGAGAUCAGCAACUUCGAAUAUCUAAUGCAGCUUAACACACUGGCUGGGCGGAGUUAUAAUGACAUUACCCAGUACCCUGUUUUCCCAUGGAUUCUUGCAGAUUACAAGUCAAAGGAUUUGGAUCUUGCAAAUCCUUCGUCUUACCGAGAUCUAUCAAAGCCUGUUGGAGCACUAAAUAGUGAACGGUUGAAAAAGUUUCAGGAGAGAUACUACAGCUUUAGUGAUACUGUGAUACCCAAAUUCCAUUAUGGCUCGCAUUAUUCGAGUGCCGGGACGGUAUUAUAUUAUCUCAUGCGAGUGGAGCCGUUUACUACUCUUUCCAUUCAGUUACAAGGUGGCAAGUUUGACCAUGCAGACAGAAUGUUUUUAGAUAUUUCUGCCACUUGGAAUGGUGUUCUGGAGGACAUGAGUGAUGUGAAGGAACUGGUUCCUGAGCUGUUUUACCUUCCUGAGAUAUUAUUAAAUGAGAAUUCGAUUGAUUUUGGUACCACACAACUUGGAGACAAGCUAGAUUGUGUUAAGCUUCCACCUUGGGCUGAAAACCCCGUUGAUUUUGUGCAUAAGCAUCGGAUGGCUCUCGAGAGUGAGCAUGUCUCCGCACAUUUGCAUGAAUGGAUCGAUCUCAUAUUUGGGUAUAAGCAACGAGGAAAAGAAGCUAUAUCAGCAAACAAUGUAUUUUUUUACAUUACUUAUGAAGGGACGGUAGAUAUAGACAAAAUCAUGGACCCGGUCCAACAACGUGCUAUGCAAGAUCAAAUUGCUUACUUUGGACAAACCCCGUCACAACUUUUAACUACUCCUCACAUAAAGAGGAUGCCGCUUUCAGAUGUUCUUCAUAUGCAGACCAUCUUUCGGAAUCCCAAAGAAGUGAAACAAUACAGUGUUUCAUCUCCAGAACGGUGCAAUCUACCAGCUUCUGCGAUUAGGGCAUCUUCAGAUUCACUUGUGGUUGUUGAUAUGGAAGCACCAGCAGCACAUAUAGCACAACACAAAUGGCAACCAAACACACCCGAUGGCCAAGGAACACCCUUCCUAUUUCAACAUGCAAAGGCUACUGCAAGCACCAGUGGUGGAUCCUUCAUGCGUAUGUUUAAAGGAGCUUCCGGUUCAUCUGGCUCAGAGGAUUGGCGUUAUCCCCAGGCUCUUGCUUAUCCCGCACCGGGCAUUCGGAGCUCUUCCAUAGUCGCCAUCACUUAUGAAAAUGAAAUUAUUACAGGUGGACACGUGGACAAUAGUGUACGGUUAAUAUCAUCAGAUGGUGCAAAAACUUUGGAGAUAGCCCGAGGUCAUUCCGCACCCGUCACAUGUAUGUCACUAUCACCCGAUAGCAAUUAUCUCGUUACUGGUUCCCGCGACACAAUGGUUCUCGUGUGGAGAAUACACCAAUCAGGUGCACCACAAAGCAGCAUCUCAGAACCACCCCCCUCUAACUCAGAAAAACCAACUUCAGCAAACAGUAAUACGAUAAAUAAAAAUAGCUUACCGGAUAAAAACCGUAAACGGCGUAUCGAGGGUCCGGUACAGGUCAUCCGAGGCCAUUUUGGGGAAGUGGUUUGUUGUUGUGUUGAUUCAGAUCUUGGAAUUGUUGCAUCGUGCUCUGAUUCUUCAGAUGUUUUGCUUCAUUCGGUGAGUAGGGGCAGGUUGCUCAGAAGGCUUGAGGGUGUGAAGGCACACAUGGUUUGUCUUUCGCCAGCUGGCGUUGUGAUUACUUGGAAUAAAACGUUGUAUACUCUGUCCACUCAUACGAUUAAUGGGGUGAUGAUUUCUCGAGCGUAUAUUCCGUUCUCGUGUAGUGUUAGUUGCAUGGAGGUUUCUUCUGAUGGACAAAGUCUUUUGAUUGGGUUAAAUCCAUCUUCAGAAAAUAACGAUUUAAGCAGAACCAAGUCAAAUGAAGAUGUUGGAAUUGAAAGAUUAGAUAUAUCAUCUCCUUCGAUUUGCUUCCUUGAUCUACACUCUCUUAAGGUAUUUCACACAUUGGAACUGAAGAAGGGGCAAGAUAUAACAACACUAGCUGUGAGCAAAGACAACACAAAUCUCUUGGUUUCAACAGCUGACAAACAGUUGAUUAUAUUCACCGAUCCUGCUUUGAGCUUGAAGGUUGUAGAUCAAAUGCUCAAGCUCGGAUGGGAAGGUGACGGGCUUAGCCCUUUCAUGAAGUGAUGAACCUCAGCUCCACGUUUGUGUCGUUCCACUAUUGUGGGCCCUACCUUUUUGACCAUCAGUUGACUAGUCAACCAGAGAGACUAUUUUUUGAGGAUCCCUUUUUCAAACGGUACCUGAAGUUGACACAGAUUCGGUAGCUGGUGUUAUUGCGAUACAACAACAUAAUGUUUCCUGGGUAGGGAACAGGUUGGUGGUAUAUAAAAACUAUACAUGAGUUGGAAAGAGUAUUAGAUGUGCUAUAGACAAUGUUAUGUGGACUUUGGCUGUGUUGUAAAUUGUUGCCACCAUGAUAGUGGCUGUUGCAUUUGAGGUUGUGCAUUUUUGUCUUCAAAGCGUGUGUAGUGCCGAGUAUUGUAUUUUGAUGUAAACGCAGAUAAUGUUGUGGAAGGUAACUAAUUUCUCAUUCAA
Messenger RNA from Helianthus annuus (common sunflower), 9514 nucleotides. RefSeq names its product BEACH domain-containing protein C2. Gene Ontology annotation, molecular function: protein binding. Bases 272 to 9103 code for a protein of 2943 amino acids. The record is from RefSeq and is a predicted model, not a curated record. NCBI's taxonomy places the organism in Eukaryota, Viridiplantae, Streptophyta, Magnoliopsida, Asterales, Asteraceae. The transcript is spliced from 32 exons.